Jatropha curcas is the source of this 2073-nucleotide messenger RNA. RefSeq lists its product as hypothetical. Gene Ontology annotation, cellular component: RSF complex. The record is from RefSeq and is a predicted model, not a curated record. NCBI's taxonomy places the organism in Eukaryota, Viridiplantae, Streptophyta, Magnoliopsida, Malpighiales, Euphorbiaceae. Gene Ontology annotation, biological process: regulation of DNA-templated transcription.
UCCAAAAGCCAGUCCUGAAAUUAACCCUAGAGCAGUAAUCUAACCGCGAUCAGAGGUAAAACCAUUUAGGCGGGAAACGAAGAUCCCCUGGAGGCCUAAACAAUUGCAACCCUCUUCGUCUCUGUAUACCAUCUUGCAUUCAACGACUCUCCACAUACUUCACUCUACUCUCCACAGAAUGGCCAGUGGUCGCCGGAGAAAUGCGCCGGCGGUGCUCAAGAACGCAGUGGUUGAAAAGGCGCUUAAGACAGAUGAAACCGAUGAAAAGUCAUUGAUAGUUUUGGAUGAUUCGUCAUUGGAAUUGGGAAUCGCUGAGCUUCGUGGACGAUGGGAACUGGCUUCUGUUCUCAAUUUCUUGAGUGUUUUUGAGCCAGUUAUUGGUAGUGAUUUGAAGUUGACUGCAGAGGAGAUUGAGACUGGUCUUGUGAAGCCUAAUAGUUCGCUUGCCCAACUUCACAUUAAUUUAUUGAAGGGCAUACCACCUGUGAGUAAAACAUUGAAUGUCUCUGAGGCAUGGGUGACUGCACUUUGCAAGAAAAUUGCCACAUGGUGGCCAUGGGUCGCUGAAGGCGAGAUACCCUUGACUGCAGGAAAUGGAAAGGAGAUAUCCAGAUAUAAGGAACUAAAGCCAACAAAUCGUUUACAAAUUCUGAAAGCACUUUGUGAAAUCCGUGCUGAUCAAGAUGAUGCUGUAUGUUAUAUUAAUGAUGCGUUGAAAAGUGGAACUGAGAUCUCAUGUUUCCGCAAAGAGAAGAUUGGGGGAGAUGGUAAUGCAACUUCUUAUUGGUGUGAUGGGGGUACAGUAAUUGGCUAUAGGUUGUAUAAGGAAGCAAGGAAGACUGAGGCAAAGAUGAAAACAAAAGGGAAAGCAUCUAGUAGUCUGCCAGCUAUCUCCAUUCAAUGGCAAACCCUAGCAACCAACCUUGAGGAAUUUCAAACAGUUGUGGAUGAAUGUUCAUCUAGCAAGGUUAUGGGAGAAAAUGCUGUUGGCAAAACUAUUGAAACCAGCUUUCUUCCUGCUGUGGAGAAGCUCCACAAGAAGAAAGAAAGGGCACUCAAACAAAAACAAAGGCAAGAAAGGCUCCUGAAUGACUUGAGAUCCUGUAGGACUGGAAUUACUCGUUCCUGUCGCAAUCGUAGGCCUAUCAGUUACACCUUUGAUGAGUAUGAUUGUGCAAUUGAUGAGGCUAUAGAAAUAAUAAAGAAAAGGAAGACGAGUAAAGAACAAAGGAUCAAAAAGAAGCACAUUGGGCGAGGAGAAUCUGCUUUUGACAUGGGCACCGAGUUGAAAGAAAGUUGCACUAAUAUUGGUCAUUCAGACACAGACACAAACUCAAAAGAUGAAAAUAUGAAACAAAAUGACUCCUCAGAUAGUGAGACUGAAAGUGACCAGAUUCAACAAGAGGAUGAUGGUGAUGAUGAUUAUAACAGCAAACAUGAUAGUGAUAAUGAUAACAGCAAUAAAUCAGGCAAUUCUGAUGAGAAAGAGAACAAUCCUGGUGACCAGAACUGUUCUCAGAAGCUGUUUGGGUCUCGGUGGAGUAAGAGACUGGCAGGAGGUGUGAGCCAUCCCGCUGUGGCAACCGGAGACUUGGCUGCGAAGAAUAGGAUGAGGCAAAGACCUACACGUAACACUGCCCUCGACUCUGUUGUUCCUGAUUCAGAGGAUGAAAACAUGUCAGAAAAAACUAAGGGCGAGACAUCAGAACAUGAAGACUUUCCACCAAUAGCUGAUUCAGAAGAGUGGAGCGAUGGUUAAAACUUUUGAACAAAAUCAAAUAUGCAAGUGCAUGACGUGCAUAUGCUCGAAGCAAGCGCCCUUUUUUGGUAAUUUGGUAUAUAUAUUUCGGAAUGUUGUGGAAGUAUGUUAUCGGAAUUCGGUCAGUAUUUUCCUUUUCUUUUUUUGCCCUUUAGCCCCAUUGUUUCAAAGGAUCUUGUAGUCUAUUGGAAGAAAGGUAAUCAAUUUAUAGCUCAGAUUUACCAUCAAGCAAACGGAUUCUCUUGAAGACUCUUCAGUAAGCUUACUAAUAUAAUUUGUAUAGAUUGAUAAUGCAUAUGGCAUUUUUUGCCCCA